Messenger RNA from Labeo rohita (rohu), 661 nucleotides. RefSeq names its product chemokine (C-X-C motif) ligand 8b, duplicate 3 (gene cxcl8b.3). The transcript has 3 exons. Gene Ontology annotation, biological process: neutrophil chemotaxis; inflammatory response; antimicrobial humoral immune response mediated by antimicrobial peptide. Gene Ontology annotation, cellular component: extracellular region. The record is from RefSeq and is a predicted model, not a curated record. Bases 116 to 391 code for a protein of 91 amino acids. Gene Ontology annotation, molecular function: CXCR chemokine receptor binding; chemokine activity. NCBI's taxonomy places the organism in Eukaryota, Metazoa, Chordata, Actinopteri, Cypriniformes, Cyprinidae.
CAAAGUAUGCACAAACACCAUACAAAGUCAGACAAGUCAAGUGCUCGAUGAAACAUCUAACAAUUUACUCUUUAUAUGCUAAUGCAUUAAUCACUCAGUUGGAAAUUUCACAACGAUGAAGUUCACCGCAGCAGCCUUUGUUUUUCUGACCUGCAUGACACUGCUGUCAACAACAGAAGUCAUCGCCGCCAGACUGCCGAUCCCACACCUUCGCUGCCAGUGUGUUAAAAUGCAUUCGGGAAAACAAAUUAAUCCUAAACUAAUCCAGAAAGUACAAAAGAUUCCUGCUGGACCACAAUGCAAAAAAAUGGAGAUUAUUGCCACUCUGAAAAACGGACAGACCUGCCUCAAUCCCAAUGAUGAGUGGGUGCAAAAGAUCAUCAGGAGCUAAUUUCCCAUCUGUGUUUGCAUGCACAUGCAAUGAUUUUUCUUACUGAAUGUUGUAGCACACAUUUUUUUCUGUGUAUUUCUGUAAAAUUGUAAAAUGCAAACUGUUUGGAUGCAUUCUCUCAUUAGAGAAUCACAUUUUGCCAAGGCGAAUUUAACAUCUGCAUGGCAGAAAAUUUUGUAUUAUCAUUUUGGCUGAAAGCAACAUUGCUUAUUAACACUUUGCAUGAAUAUGGAACAUCUUGUAAUGCAGAAAAUAAAAUAAAGAUUUAUU